UUCCGGUAUGCGCCGGAACCCGGAAGUAGCGACGGGCGGAGGGUCUACGGUUUAUCGGGAUCAUGGAUUGAGACAUUCCUGAGGCUCUUGCGACAUUGCCGGGGUGAAAUCCUUGGGAUGCUCCACUUGGAUAAGAGGUAGAAGAGCCGGGAGCCAUCAGGACGGCACAGGAAUCCGGGAGGAUGGACACACUCAGGAACAGGACGGUGGAGGAGCUCCGGGAGCUGCAGGAGGAUUCCCAGGAAAUCGAGCGCUUGGCUCUGGAAUCACAGGAGGUGCAGGAGCUGCAGCUGGAGCGGGAAAUGGCCUUGGCUUCCAACCGGAGCUUGGCCGAGCAGAACCUGAAAUUCCAGGCGCCGCUGGAAUCGGGACGAAGCGACCUCUCCAAGAAGUACCUGGAGCUGCAGGAACUGGCCGGGAGGUGCCGGGAGCAGAAGGAAAAGCUGGAGAAAUCCUCAGCAGCGCUGCAGCCUCAGACUCUGCUGGAGCUGCUCCAGGUGGAAAGUCAGAAGAUUGAGGAGGAAUCCGAGAAAAUGGCGGAGAAAUUCCUGGAGGGCGAAGUGCCCUUGGAAACGUUCCUGGAGCAGUUUGCCACCAUGAGGAAAUUGUCCCACCUGCGCCGGGUCCGCGUGGAAAAGCUGCAGGAGAUCGUGAGGAAGUCGGAGGGAUCCCAGGAAUCUGGCCGGGACUCGCAGCCUCCUCCUCCUCCUCCUCCUCUCCCUCCUGCUCCUCACAUUCCUGGCUCCGGGGAUCCUCCACAGCCCUUCCCAGCGGGAUCUCCACCCUUCCCCCUUCCCUACAGCCCAGCUCCCGCGCUCCCUCCCGGCCCCCCGGCCCACGGAGCGCUGCCUCCCGCGCCUUUCCCAGCAGCUCCGGCUUCUUCCCAGCCCGGCUCCCAACCCUUUCCUUACCCAGCUCCCGGAUAUCCGUCAGCUCAGGCUCCCAGAGCCGCCUCCGGAGGCUAUUCCUGGUCUCCAUCCCGGGCCCCUCCGCAGCCGGCGCCGUAUCCCGGUCCCAGUCCGUCUCCUCCUCCCAGGCCGGGAUACUCUCCCUACAUCCCUCCUGGAGCGGGAAGGCCACCCUAUCCCACCCAGCCCCCUCUCCCGAAUUUCCCGAUCCCGGCACAGCCUCCCUAUCCUGGGGCUCCCCCACCCUUUGGAUACCCCCCCCCUCCCAACCCUUCCCGUCCGGCUUGGCCUGGAUACUAAUCCAGGACUUUCCGGGAGCAUCCUCUGCUGCUUCCUUCUUUUUCUGGGGAUUGAGGAACAGGUGGAAUCCCAGGAAUUCCGUGGGAUGAGAGUCACAGCUCCAGGAGUCAGAGCCAGGUGAUUCCCAGCUGGAUAUAGCAAGAAGGGGCUGCCCCUCAGGGCUGGAAUUCCGGAGAGGAGAAGGCUCCAGGGAGACCUUGGAGCACCUUCCAGAGCCUAAGUGGGCUCCAAAAGAACUGGAAAAGGACUUGGAUAUAAUGGGCUGGAAUGAUGGGAUAAAGGGGAAUGGCUUCCCGCUGCCAGAGGAUGUGUUUAAUGGGAUAUUGGGAAGAAGUUCCUCCCUGCAAGGUUGGUGAAGCACUGGAAUGGAUUUCCCAGGGAAGCUGUGGCUGCUCCGUCCCUGGAAGUGUCCAAGGACAAGUUGGACGGGGCUUAGAUCCACCUGGAUUAGUGGAACGUGGUUGGAACGGGAUGACCCUUAAAAUCCCUUCCCACCCAGCCAUUCCAGGAUUGUCUGGGAGUCGGUGAUUCCCACCCAACCUCUGGUAUUCCCGACCUCCCGCGUGGUUUUCCGGGCUCCUCACAUCCCCCUUCUCAGGAAACACUUGGAGACAGAGGGAACGACAAAUACCGGGAAUGGGAUUUGCUUUGCUCAGCACUUUAUCCUACGAGUCCCGCCCGUAUCCCUGGAAGUUAUUUAUAAGGAGUGGUUACUAAUGGACUAGGAUGGGGCUUUGUGGGAUUUCAUGGAAGCAAUUCCAUCCCUGGGGUUAAUUACAGAAAUAAAACUGCAUUAAUUAAUUCCA
Neopelma chrysocephalum (saffron-crested tyrant-manakin) is the source of this 2014-nucleotide messenger RNA. RefSeq names its product VPS37C, ESCRT-I subunit (gene VPS37C). The coding region runs from base 183 to 1208 and encodes 341 amino acids. Gene Ontology annotation, cellular component: ESCRT I complex. The transcript is spliced from 6 exons. NCBI's taxonomy places the organism in Eukaryota, Metazoa, Chordata, Aves, Passeriformes, Pipridae. The record is from RefSeq and is a predicted model, not a curated record. Gene Ontology annotation, biological process: protein targeting to membrane; protein targeting to vacuole; ubiquitin-dependent protein catabolic process via the multivesicular body sorting pathway.